AUGGCAAGGGUUAUCAGCAAGAUUGUCCUAGGAAGCUGUGGAAUACAAGACUUCUACAGAACCUCCAGGAUAGUCUCUCUGCAGCAUUAUCAAGGGAGGCACGGCACUUCAACGCAAGCCUUCACAAACCCUCAGAUGCCCGAAUAUGCUGCUGGCCAAGACCCAUCUCCCCUCAGCGGGCAUGGCUAUCUCCGACCAACGGUAUAUGCGACGUUGUACAUAGCGCAAAUGAAGUACACGCUUACGAUAACACUGCCAAUGGAAGCACGAUACUUCAAACGCAAGCGUCCAAACCAGUCCGGUCCAGAUCUUGGAUUGGAUACAUUUCAGUUCGAUCUCUCAUCAACGACUUCUACGAGUUCACUGGGUGGCUCAACAACAUCUUCUUCUACUAGCCUCCAAGCACGUUUUGCCAACGAUUUCGGCAACUUCUUCAAGGUUUCCAUCCCUAUGCUUGGCAUCCGGCAUCUCAUGAGCAUACCGAUUUGCUCUUCCCGAGAAGUUCUCGCCGAUAGGCCUAUCAUAUACUACAACAAUCGAUUCAUGAUGAGUUGGAAAACAUCAGGGAUUGAUGGCGAUGGAGAUUGA
Messenger RNA from Mollisia scopiformis, 588 nucleotides. RefSeq lists its product as uncharacterized. Bases 1 to 588 code for a protein of 195 amino acids. NCBI's taxonomy places the organism in Eukaryota, Fungi, Ascomycota, Leotiomycetes, Helotiales, Mollisiaceae. The record is from RefSeq and is a predicted model, not a curated record. The transcript is spliced from 5 exons.